GCGUGAGCAGGUGGCGGAGCUCGGCAUGGGCCUCGCCGACUCCGGCGCGAACUUCGUGUGGGUCGUCGGGGACAAGGACGCGCCGCAGCUCCCGGACAUCGACGGCGCGGCGCCCGGCCGCGGGCUGGUGGUCAGGGGGUGGGCCCCGCAGGUGGCGGUGCUGCGGCACGCGGCGGUGGGCGCGUUCGUGACGCACUGCGGGUGGGGCGGGGUGACCGAAGCGGCGGCGGCGGGCGUCCCGGUGCUGGCGUGGCCGGUGUUCGCAGAGCAGUUCUACAACGAGGCGCUGGUGGUGGGGCUCGCGGGCACGGGCGUCUCCAUGGGCGCGGAGAGGGGGUACGUGUGGGGAGGCGAGGCGCUGGGCGGGGUGGUGGUGGGCAGGGCGGCAGUGGCGGAGCGGGUGCGCAGCGCCAUGGCGGACGAGGAGCUGCGGGGGAGGGCUGGACGGGUUGGCGAGCGCGCGCGGCGCGCGGUGGAGGCGGGAGGGUCAUCGUACGAGGCCGUGGGCGCGCUGCUGGAGGAUGUGCUGCGGCCUCAACGCCAGGUCCAGGAUCUGGAUGCCGUCCGGGAGACGAGGCGGGAUGCUGAGAUUUUUAAUUAAACUAGUAAUUGGCUUGUGCGUUUGCAACGGGAGAUAACAAAAUUUCAAAGCAAUAUAUGUACAUUACGAUAUAACAAUACCCAAAAUAGCAAUUCUCUUUAGGCAUGUGAGAAUAAAUAAUGUAGUAUUUGUUUUCAUAUGCCAGGGUCUUUAGGCAUCAGAAGGAAAACAGUGCUCCCUAGUCGCGCCGUGCGAACAACCAGCUCAUACUGUAAAUGCAAGAAACAAGAUAAUUGGGAAGUGAAGUAUUUCAUCCAGUGAUCAGUGAAAUAACAUUUAGUUAGCUAGACCUAUCUAGUACAUGUGUAACAGUCACAUCUUAUAAAAUCUAUUCUAUAUGCCUGCAGCGGCG
Zea mays is the source of this 953-nucleotide messenger RNA. RefSeq lists its product as uncharacterized. The record is from RefSeq and is marked provisional. NCBI's taxonomy places the organism in Eukaryota, Viridiplantae, Streptophyta, Magnoliopsida, Poales, Poaceae. Gene Ontology annotation, molecular function: UDP-glucosyltransferase activity. The transcript has a single exon. Bases 26 to 601 code for a protein of 191 amino acids.